Messenger RNA from Cryptococcus amylolentus CBS 6039, 3598 nucleotides. RefSeq lists its product as hypothetical. Lineage: Eukaryota; Fungi; Basidiomycota; Tremellomycetes; Tremellales; Cryptococcaceae. The coding region runs from base 64 to 2571 and encodes 835 amino acids. The record is from RefSeq and is a predicted model, not a curated record. The transcript has 5 exons. Gene Ontology annotation, molecular function: phosphatidylinositol binding.
CGACAUUUCUAUAUCUCAGCGGAUUAUAAGUAGAGUCCUCUUCGAUUCCUCUUCUCCACCGCCAUGUCCCCUCCGCCACCAGACCUCCCCUACAAACCCUACGUCCCCCGCCGCCAGCGCUCCCUGCGCCCAGACAGGCCGCUCCCACCUCCACCACCAGACGAGCCAGAGGGAGACGCAGAGCAAGGCUUCGAAGACGUCUACCGCUCCCCGCCCUCGCCCCCCCAACGUGUUUCUUCCCUCAGGCUGCAAAACAAGGAACUUCCGCCACCCCCCAGUACCGCGCCGUUGCAGGGCCCGUCAUAUCAGUCGCCACGUACGACGUCAUCCCCGCCCAACUCUGCCCCAGCCCAGACAUCAGACGCCCACCUGCACCCCUACCACUCCACCCUACCCACGGCCCUCGACCCGCCGACAACGCUCACCCCGCUCCGGGCGCACUAUCUCAAAAAGACGCUCGUCGCGCUCCAGGUCACCCAUGAACUCGGGCUCAUCACUGAUCCUGUCUUGGGCGCAAACGCGCUUGGCCUGCUUGGCGACCCGUUUGUGUUGGAUGAACGAUCAAGGAGGGAGGCUCUGCAGCGUGCGAGUGAGGUAGAGAGGGCAGAGGGGCAGGUGGGGGAUCUGCCGUUCUUGAGGUUCAUGUUCCACCAGUUCCUCCUGCCGUUCCCCUUUCUCGCUUCCGCGCCUCCCACCUUCUGGUCCGCCAAAGUGCAGCCAUUCUUGUCCUCUUUCCUGACGACGACGGGUAUAUCCCAGCAAGCUGCUCAGUCGGAGGAAGACAGGCAGGUCUCGGAAAGUCUGAUGAGCAAGGAAGAGCUGAAGGAGGCGCAGGAGAGGAAGAAGCUAUGGAUCAAGGUGGAAAAGCAGCUCGCCUUGAUGUUUGGUCUGGGUAUCAAGGUUCAGGGUGGCGAAGAAGUUGUGCGGAUAGGGCAAGCCGAGCUGAGGCGUCUCGAGGCUUUACAAGAAGAGAGAAAGCAGAAAUGGAUGGCGAAACAUGGUGGACAUUUGCCGGGAGAGCUGCAAAACACCGGCUUCGAGGUGAACGUCAUUGGCGUGAGGGUCGUUGUGGAGAAGGGCAGAGUCAGAAACAGGAGUCACGAAGAGUUCAUCAUCCGGACUUCAAGAGCGGAUGUGCCAGACGUCUUUGUGUCUAGGCGAUAUGGAGAUUUCCGAAGGCUCGCUGAAGAGCUGAGGCUGGCCUUCCCCGACGCUCUCAUCGCAUUCCCGCCCGCCAAAGACAAGUCUACAUCGACCGCGCCUGCCGCUGCCGCCAGCAGCUACAACUAUGGCACCUACAAUCCCCUGCGGGCAAUCUAUGGUUCUGGCCCUGCCGCCCAGGGAUCCAGUUCCUCGCUCCAAGACCAGGAUUCCCCUGCAUCUCCCACGUCGACCUCUGCAGGGUCUCCACUAUCAAGAGAAAAGAACCGUCUCACCCUCCGCGCAUAUCUCAACACACUCCUCUCUCUACCCUCCAUCAUCGAAUCCCCCAUCCUCCGAUCAUUCCUUCUUUCCGGCCCCACGACGCUCACGCCUCCAGAGGCUGUGGAUUGUCAGCGGAGAUUGGAGGCUGAUGCUGUUCGUGAAGAAGGCAGGCGGAGGUUCAAGAUGGAAGCGGAAAAGAGGAUUGAAGCUCUUCGCGAGGGGCUGGCUCAGUUCAAGGGCGAUGUGUUGAGUAAAGAGGGAGGACUCAAGAAUGUGUUUGAAGUUGUCAAGAGAGUGGAGAAGGUGGAGAAUCUGCCACCGGCAGAGGCUAGUGUGCUAGAAUGGGGUAGGAUCUCCCUCGCUGCCACGAUCUUUCAACUGUUCGUGGCAUCCGAUACGGCUUCAGAGACUCUUGCCUCCAUGAAACGGCUCCACGGUCUCAUGCCAUACUUUGUCCUCAAAGGCAUCCUCAAAAUAUCAAACCCCAUGGCCAUGAUCCGCGGCGUCCUCGACCUCUUCCUCGCCCGUCCAUUCGGCGGUCAAUCUCUCAUCCAGCGGAUGUUUUCAAGCAGUCUCACAGAGGACGUGCGGAUGCUCGAAGAAGACAUUGAGGUAGUCCAGGACAAGAUCGAUGACCCCGUGCUCUGCCAGAAGAUUGAGCAGUAUGCCAAGGCGCCGUUUGAAGUACAAGAGUCGUACAGGCGGAAUGCCGCCUCGGAAGGGGUAGAGCUGCUGGUCACUAUCCUUCGGUCUCCCGAGGUUCCGUCUUUGUCCCGACCGCAGUUUCAGAGGGUUGCGAGGGCUGUGCGGGCGUACAAAGAGUAUAGGACGUCGCAGGCCGAGUUGUCGGAUUCUGAUGACGAUGAGGGACCUGAGAAUGAGGAUGCUUGGUUAUGCGAGGAUCUCAACAUCUUGUUGAAGCUGUGGCUGAGGAAGAGGGAGAAGGAAGGGCUCUUGGCGCUGAUAUUUGAAGGCGUGACUGCCGAAUUGUUGAAGGACAUCAUCACCAUCUUCUACACCCCGCUCGCUCAAGUCUACAAGGCCGCCAGCAUUGCUGAUUCCCUCGGCGACUUGCAAGCCUUUAUCAAUGACAUGAUCCGUACUAUCGAGCAGGUCGAAGAGCGUAAGAUAUCAUUCUUCGAUUAGGUGCAACAGCUGAUGGCUAGCAGUCUCGCAAGAGGAUCCUGGGAGAACCGUCCAGACCUUUAUAGAUCUUGUCCAACGCCACGAACAAUCCUUCUACUCUUUCGUGCACAAGGUCCACUCCAAGGGCCAUGGUCUCUUUGACUCUCUCAUGGCCUGGCUUGAACUCUUUUUGAAUUACGCCCGAAGCGGGCUUCCUGGAGAGCCCAUCGACCUCGACUUCAUCCUUCCCGCCUCGGAGGAAGAACGAAAGCGGGUGAUGAGAGAAGUCGACCAGGUGGCGACGUACCACUACAAGCUCAAGGUUGCUCACGAAGAAAAGGUCAGGAGGCGAUUCAAGACUGCCGAUGAGGGCUCUGGCGCCCUCGGCGAGGGGAUUGAUGACGAGGCUGAGCUUCUCGGCUCGAUCAUGACGAGCUUGAACAUUGAUCAGACGACGAUAGGCGAAGCGGAUGAUGUGGCGGACGAAGAGUCGGAAGAAGAUGAGGAGGAUGAGCGCGAAUUGGCAGACCUGGAUGAAGAGCAAGAAGAUAGAAGCAACACGUCUUCGUUGACAUCUCCUCGUCGCGGGUCGGAUGAUUUCAACAGCACCCUAUCUCCUCAGGCCAAUCCUUCUGGCAGACGUGGCUCGCACUCGUCGAAUCACGGCCUACACAAGGUCCGAUCGGCUCUGCAUAGAAACAAGAAGGACACGGAUCACGCGCAGCCUUCACCUGGUCUUUCGGACAGGUCGAGCGGGCGUAGACGUGGUGGUGGGAGUAAAAAGAAGAAGGCGAGGGCGGGAGAGACUGUGGAGGUGUUGUCUGCGCCCAGGACUGAUGAGAUUGAAGCGUUGCGACCGUUGUUUGUGGAAAUGCUUCGUCCCAACCUGAGGCCCAAGCCUCUCAAGUAAGGUGUCUUGUCAUAAUUGGCUAUCGCUUGUGUAUACGUGUGACCUACUACCUUGAGGGGACAGGUCUGGGUGUCUUUCUUCGAUCAUAAUUGUCUUUGGCUUAAUGGGAAUAUGAAUUUUGCUGUACUCGUAUGCUGA